GGAAAACUCCAAAAACGGAUGAAUGAGGAUAGGAGGAACAAAACAAAUGAUAAAGGUGGACGAAUGAUAGUUUAGUUGUAGAAGUAUUUAUUACUUUAAUCGAUAGUUGGAAAAUCGAGUUUUUGAAGAAUGAACGGGAUGGAAGUAACGAAAGAAUUAAAAUGCGACAUCGAAUUAAACCAGGUUCAAUUGAAAACCGCAAUUUGUAACCAUCAGAAUUGCCUGGCUAAGUUGGAAUUAGAUCCUUAUAAUGUGGAUUUACAAAAAGAAGUCAACAAAGCCGAAGAAGACAUUAUUGGAAUCGGCCUUGAGCAGAAAAACCUAUUGGAACGGCUCAGAGACGAAUACAAAGCCUACCAGAAAUCCAUAAAAAGCAAUUUAAUCAAAAAUGGGCUAGAGGAGAAAAGAUUCAAUCUCACGAACGCUUUGGGUCGUGCCAGAAAGCAGAACAUAGUCGUACGAUCAGCCUCAGCCACAUCCUUCUCCGAUGAUUCUACGGAAAAUCUCUCCGCGCACUCGUCCCCCGAACACCCCGCCGUCAAUCCCAUCGACCCCCAAGACAUCUCCCAACUGGAAUUCCUCAACUACUUCUGCCUGGCCACUCACGAGGCCUACAAGGAGAUGCAGAACAAACGAGCCGAGCGAAAACGCCGAAGCACCGCCAACCCUCAUUUCUUAUAUGGAAACAAAGGUUGGGAUAUUUUGACCAACAAUAAACGUAAACGCAACGCUUUCUUGAUAUCGCCCACGUCGCCUCCUCAUACGCGCCAAUCGGUGAAGAAGAAACAGGAGCGCACCUCUCCUUUGCCGACGACUUCGGUUGUGCUAAAGAGCCCCAGGUCGGACCAAAGCGGCAACAACGCGGCGCUCAACAAGCUGUCGUUCGGCUCGUUCCCGGUGAUUCCGAAUCUUCCCAGCGGGCUCAUCAUCGAACGGGUCAGCCCGUCGGAUAGUUCGAGUUCGGAUAACAAGGCUUGCGUGAUGUGCAAGCAAUCGGGUUCUCUUGCAACUUGUGAAGUGUGCACCAGCAGUUUUCACAUAAGUUGCCACAACCGUCCCUUGAUCCAAACUCCUCGGCAAUGCCCGAAAUGCAUUGGCAAAGAGACGAGAACUAUCGGUUCGUUGAACGUGCCUUCUGGAAUGACCGUGUCCUACAUAACUUCGGCGGAACUCUCAGAAAAAUUGAACGAAAAGAAAGUUCUGGAGGAGAAGAAGCAGUCGUUGACGGCCGAAUUGACUCAGCUGCAAGACAAACACUCGCAACUCACCAUAUCUCUGAAGGAUCAAAAGAGCCAGCAAGACGAGCUCCUGAUGUCCCAGCAUACCACCGAGGAUAAGAUUAAUGAAAUAUUGAAGUUUAUUGAGAAAAUUAAGAAUCCAAUUUGUAUUGAUAUCGAUAAUGCUGGAUCGCUUAAAGCGUCUUCUAAGUAAUUCAUUAUGUUUUAUUAUUUUGUCACGUAAUAAAUUGUUCCAUUAUUUACAUGUUAUUUAUAUUGAGACUGAUCGUAUUGUUAAAAUUCUUUUUUAUAAAAUAAAAUAUUUUUGUAAGUAAU
This is a messenger RNA of Phyllotreta striolata, 1553 nucleotides long. NCBI's taxonomy places the organism in Eukaryota, Metazoa, Arthropoda, Insecta, Coleoptera, Chrysomelidae. The record is from the annotation of a GenBank genome assembly.